This is a messenger RNA of Gastrolobium bilobum, 1970 nucleotides long. Its product is annotated as BRAP2 RING ZnF UBP domain-containing protein 1. The record is from RefSeq and is a predicted model, not a curated record. NCBI's taxonomy places the organism in Eukaryota, Viridiplantae, Streptophyta, Magnoliopsida, Fabales, Fabaceae. Gene Ontology annotation, biological process: Ras protein signal transduction; protein ubiquitination. The coding region runs from base 123 to 1565 and encodes 480 amino acids. Gene Ontology annotation, molecular function: ubiquitin protein ligase activity; zinc ion binding. Gene Ontology annotation, cellular component: cytoplasm. The transcript is spliced from 11 exons.
ACAAUUAUUACAUUUUGAUUUGACCCCUUUAAUUUUUGAAAUUCACAAUUUGGACACACACUGGUCUUCUGAAUUCUGAUAUUCUCCAGCGAGUUGUGAAUUCCGAUUCGAGCGAGUCCGCGAUGUUCUUCCUCCGAGUUCACUCAGUGGAGAGCGAGCACCCUAUCGAUCCCCAACUCAUCUUCUCAGCUCCCCAAUCCCAAUCCGAAUCGAACCCUAAAUUCAGCGAACGUAGAGGCGUACUCCACUUGUUCAGAAGCGCGUCGCACUCUUCGAUCCCAAGCCCUAACUCUCAUUCCUCUCUCGUUUUCAUCCUCGCCAUCCCUAACUACCUCUCCUUCGACGACUUCAUUCGAUUCUGUGGUCCCCACCUCGACCACCUCGAUCAUCUUCUCUUCAUCAGGAACGAUGGGAUGGAAGAUCGGUAUAGUGUGUUGAUCAAGUUUGUUGAUCAAUUCGCUGCUGAUGGAAUUUAUAGCGAUUUCAAUGGGAAGAAGUUUUCUCCUGGCGAGGCUGAGGUGUGCCAUAUUUUAUUUUUGCUUUCGGUGGAAUACUCAGAAUAUGCAGAAGUUUCCGGGACUCCUCCUGUAGGUUGUACAGAAAUACCAACUUGCCCAGUUUGCCUUGAGAGGUUGGACCAAGAUACAAGUGGAAUACUAACAACGCUUUGUGACCACUCAUUUCAAUGUCCUUGUGUCUCAAAGUGGACGUACUUGUCUUGCCAGGUGUGUCAAUUCUGUCAGCAACAGGAUGAGAAGCCAACCUGUUUUGUUUGUGGAACAUUAGAUGAUCUCUGGAUUUGUAUGAUUUGUGGAUUCGUUGGAUGUGGAAGAUAUAAAGAAGGACAUGCUAUUCGGCAUUGGAAAGAUACUCAGCAUUGCUAUUCUCUUGAUUUCAAAACUCAGCAAAUUUGGGAUUACGUGGGUGACAGUUAUGUCCAUCGACUGAACCAGAACCAGUCUAAAAUUGAUGGCAAGUUGGAGGAGACAAAUUUUCGCUGUAUGUCGCUUGAAGGAGAUUGUGGUAUUUGUGAAUGCCGUGAAGAUUUAGGAAUUAAUGGGGCCCUUUUCGGCAGUAAAGUUGAAGCAAUUGUGGAUGAAUACAACCGUCUUCUUGCCUCACAGUUAGAGACUCAAAGACAAUAUUAUGAAUCAUUACUAGUAGAGGCAAAAAGUAAAGUGGAAAGUUCCAUAUCUGAAGCAGUGGAGGAAGCUGCGACUUCUGGAAUGCAGGAUCUCCAAAAUGAACUGGAAAAGUGUACAGAAGAAAGAAAUGCCGUUGCUGAGGUCAAUCGGAAGCUCAUAAAAAAUCAAGAAAUUUGGCGAAAGAAGGUUAAAGAAGCUGAAGAGAGGGAAGCUGCAUCAAUAAAAUUGAUAAAUGAGAGGAUACUUGAUUUGGAGGAACAGAUUAGAGAUAUCAAGAUUUUUCUAGAAGCACAAAAAACAAUUGAUAAGAUGUCAGAUUCAAAUGGAAUCAAGGAGGGAACAGUCUUACCAGUGGCUUAUGAGCAAUCUUCUCCAGGAAGCAGUAAGAGAAACAGAAAGUCUGGUCGAAGGCGGAAUUAGUUGUAAUGUCAACCAGAUCAGAUCCCAUGUUCUUCGAACUUAUGGAAUAGUCUGCUUUUUAGGAGGGAAGGGCACUGCUUCUGGAUUACUGAUACUUGGUAAGGACCCAAACAGUUAGUUGAUGAUACAGAGGCAGAACCAACUCAGGGGUUGCUAUCUGCAUAUAUUAGAUAUUGUAUGCUUGAUGCUUGUACACAGUUAGUUCAACCACCAAGUGAUGCCCGUUCGUGGUUAUGUUGGUAAUUGACUUCGGUGCUAUAGGAAAAAUUAGCAAGCCGUACAACUGAACUCCAUUGCAACUUGUUUGCUUUAUGAGGGAUAUGGUCCCCGGAUAGGGUUGCACUAGGGUGGAAAUUUGAGAUUUGUCGCAAGGAUAUUUUUUUUGUAAUUUUGGAAAUAUAUUGA